Messenger RNA from Oikopleura dioica, 816 nucleotides. Lineage: Eukaryota; Metazoa; Chordata; Appendicularia; Copelata; Oikopleuridae. The record is from the annotation of a GenBank genome assembly.
AUGGGGGAGCGGCUUACUUGGCAACGAGGCCGGGAAGAAGCACCGAAGAGCUCCAUUCCGUCGAAAUUCGAAAACGGGGAAAAGGCCGAGAAGAUCGGCUUUCUGUACAACCAGCAGGAAACUGACAGGGAACAGUAUCUUACAGGAAAGAAGGUUGACAAGGCCUUCGAUGAUUACCUGGAUAGGGAAAAGAGAAACUUUGAAAAUUCGCUCAACCCUUAUAAGGAGGGCGGAAAGGACCGAGAAAUAGAUGUCGACUACAAGUCAAAAGAAGAUCCUCUCAGUUAUCUCAAAGAAAAAGAACAAGAAAAGUUCAAGCAGCUGCAAGCGAAUCCGCAAAAGAUGGCCAGAUUGCAAAAGCUGAUGAAGGCGUAUCUUGGAAAUCAAGAGGAAGAGUCAUCCUCAUCUUCUUCUGAGGACGAAAGGAAAGCAGAUGCUCCGGAAAAGAGUUCCUCGGAAUCGACCGAAAAAUACGAGUCGAAGUUUAAAAAUCAAUACAAGCCGCAUUCUUAUCAACGUAAAUUAAAGCAAGGCUUUUCAAAUAAGAUGACAGCAGAAGAAAAGCAGCGGAAAAUCGACGAGAUGAUGGGCAACGCGUCGAAAAACGAUGCUGACCGCGCGGAAAGAGUGAAAAAGACACGCGCAGUUGAAGAAAAAGAAGAAAAGGAGUUCGAGGCAAAUCGAAACGACCACUCUUACUACAGGGACUUGAAAAUGAAAGCUACAGAAAAAUCCCUGGAGGAGCGUGUUCGCGCUCGCCGUGAUCGAAACCAGCGAACCUCUGCGGCGCUUGAUAAAAACUGGACAAAAAGAUAG